AGCUGCGUUUAUCACGUGCACUGCUUCUGCUGUAGCAGCUGCGGUCUUCCGCUUCAGAAAGGGGAUCAGUUUGUGGUCGAUGAAGAUAGGCAGCUGUAUUGUAGAUUAGAUUACGAGAAGAAGAUGGCCAAUCAAUUUUCCUUCCUACAAAACAACAACAACACAAACACAAACAACAACAAUAAUAACAAUAAUUUAAUGGACAUUGACCAGAGCAAAGGACCGAAACGACCGCGAACCAUCCUGACCACCAGCCAACGGAAAAAGUUCAAAUCAUCUUUCGAGGUCAACCCGAAACCUUGCCGCAAGGUUCGAGAGGCUCUUGCGGCAGAAACAGGGCUCAGUGUCCGCGUCGUGCAAGUUUGGUUUCAAAAUCAAAGAGCCAAGGUU
Messenger RNA from Helobdella robusta, 390 nucleotides. RefSeq lists its product as hypothetical. Gene Ontology annotation, cellular component: nucleus. Gene Ontology annotation, biological process: regulation of transcription by RNA polymerase II; neuron differentiation. The annotation marks the transcript as partial. Lineage: Eukaryota; Metazoa; Annelida; Clitellata; Rhynchobdellida; Glossiphoniidae. The record is from RefSeq and is a predicted model, not a curated record. The transcript is spliced from 4 exons. Gene Ontology annotation, molecular function: RNA polymerase II transcription regulatory region sequence-specific DNA binding; DNA-binding transcription factor activity, RNA polymerase II-specific.